This is a messenger RNA of Toxoplasma gondii ME49, 507 nucleotides long. RefSeq lists its product as hypothetical. The record is from RefSeq and is a predicted model, not a curated record. NCBI's taxonomy places the organism in Eukaryota, Apicomplexa, Conoidasida, Eucoccidiorida, Sarcocystidae. The transcript is spliced from 2 exons. The coding region runs from base 104 to 451 and encodes 115 amino acids.
CAAACAGUGGGAAGGUGUGGGUGGGUUUCUUAUCACUCGAAUCGGAAAUUUCCUUUGGAUUUCUUGGACGGUUGAGCAGACGGAUGCCGACCAGAAAACUGACAUGAACGAGACACGCACCGAGAGAGCCAGCAACUCAAGUUCUUUUCUGUUUUCAGUUUCUCCCUCGCUGUCAGCUGCUGUCCGUAUCUGCCACACUCGACUGCUUGACGCAGCUAAGGGUCACGAUCGUUCGGAACUGAGGUUCGUCCACCUGGGCCAUCGCGGCUGCCUCGACUCAGCUGGCAACGAGGGAAAGACGAGGAAGCGGAAGCCCUCGCUACCCACGUUUCCUCCUCGCUCUCCGACUUUUUUGCUGGAUAAAAUGACUGUUGAUGUUUCUGGCAAAGCAGACAGACAAAGCGAGAAACGGAAGAAACGACGAGGGAGAAAACGAGGGCAAAGCACGUAGGACCGAGCAGCUUGCAGUCGAAUGAGAGGGCUCGAGACAGCCAAGAAACGAAGCAA